AUGAAUAGCUAUCAUAAAAGUGUUCAGAUCGCACCUAGUGGAGCAGGCUAUUUUAAUAUUGGUGUAUGCUACUUUCAAAUGGGCAAGUAUAAAGAUGCCAUUCAAUCCUUUGAGCGUUCACUUGAAUAUACACCCAACUCAGCUGAUGCUCAUACGAAUAUUGCCUCUGCUUUCUUGAUGUUGAGAGAUACAAAGCAAGCGAUCAGGCACUUGGAACAAGCUUCCAACUUUAAUCCAUUGGAUGGUGAAGUUCAGUAUAAUUUAGCUUGUGUUUAUGAAGCAGUUGGCAGAUUGGAUGAUGCCAAGACUAGAUUUGAAAGAGCAGAGAUAUUGGGCAUUGAUAAGGCUCAAACAGCAUUAAAGAAAUUGGAAAAGAAGAUUACAGAUACGACCAGUUAA
Molecule: messenger RNA, 399 nt
Organism: Rhizopus microsporus ATCC 52813
Lineage: Eukaryota; Fungi; Mucoromycota; Mucoromycetes; Mucorales; Rhizopodaceae
Product: TPR-like protein
Exons: 2
Coding region: 1-399 (132 amino acids)
Molecular function (GO): Hsp90 protein binding
Source: RefSeq, a predicted model, not a curated record